CCAAAUCGAUUUGGACUUUUGCCCUAUAAGAGUAGCGGCGUCACGAGAUUGAUAUCUAGUGAGUAAUCAAAGAGAAUGGCUCACAGGGAUCAUGGAGCCGAUUUCCCAAUCACCUGCGAAUCUUGCUUCGGAGACAAUCCGUACGUGCGAAUGACCCGAGCGGAUUAUGAUAAGGAAUGCAAGAUAUGUAGACGCCCUUUCACAGCUUUUAGGUGGCGACCAGGCCGGAAUGCUAGAUUCAAGAAAACCGAAAUUUGUCAGACUUGCUGCAGGCUGAAAAAUGUAUGCCAAGUCUGUCUUCUGGAUCUCGAGUUUGGUCUUCCUGUUCAGGUCAGAGACACCGCACUCCAAAUUAAUAGUACUCAUUACUCUAUCCCAGAGAGCCAUGUCAACAGAGAGUACUUUGCUGAGGACCAUGACAGAAAGACUGGAGCUGGACUGGAUUAUGAAUCUUCAUUUGGGAAGAUGCUACCUAGUACUAUUUCAAAUCUUCAAAGAACAACACCAUACUAUGAUAGGAACCGGCCACGAGUUUGUAGUUUCUACACCAUUGGUCAGUGUAAAAGAGGUGCCGAAUGUUCAUACCGGCACGAGAUGCCCGAAACAGGAGAGCUAUCCCAGCAAAACAUAAAAGAUCGUUAUUAUGGUGUAAAUGAUCCAGUCGCGAAGAAGUUACAUGGAAAAGCUGGUGAGAUGGGCACUUUGGAACCACCAGAGGAUGAAAGCAUCAAAACGCUUUAUGUCCGUGGACUUAACUCGAGUAUCCUCGAACAAGACAUACAUGACAAACUCUACGCUUAUGGAGCUAUCAGAGUCUUUGCCGAGAAAGGCUAUGCGUUUGUCGCAUUCAAAACCCGAGAAGGAGCAGAGAAGGCCAUUCAAGAGCUCUCCAACAGGCUAGUUGUCAACGGUCAGAGGCUAAAACUCACAUGGGGAAGACCUAAGGUCCCCAAACCUGAUCAAAGUGGUUCAAACCAACAGCAACAGGGCAGUGUGGCUCAUAGUGGUUUAAUACCGCGCGAGAACCGCUAUAUCUCGCAGCAGUACUAUACGCACCCACCACCACCUAACCAAUACAGACCUUAUGACCCAUCAAUGGACCCGCAGAGAAUGGGUGCAGUCAUUUCAACCCAAGAGGGUGGUGGUUCAAGCACCAGUGAGAACAACGGAGCUUCUUCUUCUUACCCGAUGCCUCCACACCAGCCAAACCUGCCACCACCAUAUGGAUAUAUGACAUGAAAAUUAGUCUUAACGUUCUUAAUUACUUUCGUUUUCA
This is a messenger RNA of Arabidopsis lyrata subsp. lyrata, 1276 nucleotides long. RefSeq names its product zinc finger CCCH domain-containing protein 4. Gene Ontology annotation, cellular component: Prp19 complex; U2-type catalytic step 1 spliceosome; U2-type catalytic step 2 spliceosome. The record is from RefSeq and is a predicted model, not a curated record. Gene Ontology annotation, molecular function: U6 snRNA binding; metal ion binding; pre-mRNA binding. Lineage: Eukaryota; Viridiplantae; Streptophyta; Magnoliopsida; Brassicales; Brassicaceae.